This is a messenger RNA of Symbiodinium natans, 696 nucleotides long. The record is from the annotation of a GenBank genome assembly. NCBI's taxonomy places the organism in Eukaryota, Dinophyceae, Suessiales, Symbiodiniaceae.
AUGGCGAGGAAGGCUCUCGCCGCGAGCACUUUCCUGCUGUUGUCCAUUUCGUUAUCAUGGGUGGGCGUCGCGCAGUUGGCGCGAGCGGCAGAGGUAGAUGCUGAGAGGCUUCAGGCACGUUCAGUUGUGCCCCUGCUGACCUGGGCGAAUGCUACGGCCUGGAUCUUCCUGGCCCUUCCGCACAUGCUAAGGCGCGCACGAGCCGGGGCAGACAUCCCAGGCACAGGAGCCAGGCUGCUGGACUUCGUGACAACCGAGGCCUUCAAGGUCUCGCACCCACCUCGAUUCCUAUUCAUAGCCUUGACCACCAACUUCUCCUACAUAGGUGCGCUGCACUUCCUGCCCGCAUCCCUCAAUACCGCCAUCUUCAGCAGCAGCCCAGUCUUUACGCUGCUGCUCCAAACCAUGUUCCUCGAGUCAGGUUGGCGAGGCGACGCCGGCUCCCAAGGAUGGAAGGCGCUCAGCGUGGGCCUUUCCGUGGUCGGAGUGCUGCUCAUCGCGGAGCCAUGGCACGGCUCUCUGGGAGGCUCAGACCUCGACGAGCAGAGGCUGAGGAUCAUUGGCGUGCUGCUUUCGCUCUUCUCGGCCUUGGGCACAGCAAUCUACCAGGUCUACUUUAAACAGACCUUUGGUGAUUCCAUGCGCCCAGAGGAGGCAGAAGCUACACCCCGUGGUGUGCAACAGCUGUGCAAGUGA